This is a messenger RNA of Triticum aestivum (bread wheat), 651 nucleotides long. RefSeq lists its product as uncharacterized. The record is from RefSeq and is a predicted model, not a curated record. The transcript is spliced from 2 exons. Lineage: Eukaryota; Viridiplantae; Streptophyta; Magnoliopsida; Poales; Poaceae. Bases 96 to 434 code for a protein of 112 amino acids.
GCGUGACCUAGGACUCAUUCAUCUCCAUCAGGCGGCGGCGACGACUGUGGGAAGAAACCUGCGGGAGGAAGGCCGAGCGGGCAAAUCACCCACCGAUGGAGGCGAAAUCGGCGAGCGGUGCCGAGGAGCGAUCCAUGUCGAUCUCCGUGGCAGAGGAAUGCACUGCGGCGGAGGAGGCGCGGAUCAUCAAGAAGUAUCUUUUGGCGGCGUUCAUCAGACAUGCCUUCAACUUCUUCUUUGUGGUGGUUCUUGCUGGCUACAUCAUUUGCAUGUACGGGGCUCUCAAGUAUUAUCCACUGCUUUACGCCAUCGCGGGGAUCGCUUUCAUGUCGCCAUAUUUUAUAAUGAUGCUCAAGAUGUUGCCACUUCUCAAGGGUUUCUACAUUGAAAGAUACGCCACCGACCCCUACCAACGACCAGUCGUGAGGAUGUAAUGUCUUGUCUAACUAAGGGUGCUUUAUCUCACCAGCAGUGAGGUGAACGUUGCUCAUCAAAAGACUGCCCCUCUUAGAACUAGUGCUCAUCAGUUAACUGUGUAACUGUAGCGCAUCUAUGCUACCUCGGAUAUUGAUCUUGUAUAUAUACUUGUCUUCCAUCAUGAGCGCUCUGCGUCCUUGUUAUUUAUCCAGAUUGUUUGUUUUUCUUCCUGAA